CGUGAGGGCUGUGCUUGGCCUACUGUCAGCAAUUCAGCAUUCCUCCAAUAUCUACAAUCUGGCUUAUCGGUCUGUAUUGGGUUUGUCCGACUGCCCUCGCAUACCAAACACGCGCUUGAGUUCGCUGCUCUCAGCUUCAUGACGACAACGCGUCUUUCAACAGUCUUGGUAUACACACGGCUAUCCCUUGAAUUUGCGAGAACCCCGCAAUGAUAUUUUUGUCUCCUUCAGCAAUCACAAGAUUAGUGGAUUCAGAAGCCUGUCCACGCCGAAGGCCAUUUUACGCUUUUGUCGACCUGUGAGCGGUCUGCCCUCAGGGGUCCCCGCUCCCUCAUCAUGUCGAAACCAUAUCAACACACCUUUGAAUCUAUCCAAUCUCCCUUGAGCGGCCCUGGCGGCUACUCGAAUCCCGCUUCUCCUGUCGGCGGCCAACCGCCCUCCUUCAAAACAAACCUCAAUCGUGCCAAAACAAAGAAAUGGGUAGAAGCGAAAGGAUACUCCUACGAUGGAGAUGAUUGGGGUGAAGUCGAUGAAUAUGACGAAUACGGUGGUUAUGACGAGCCACAACCGCCUGCAGUACCUGCUGUUCCUGCUAUGCCACCCCUACCAAAGCAACCUACAGGACUCAGACAAAAGGGCCAGAGUGCUGCAAGCCCACGCUCGAGUCCCCAAACUGAACAAACUGGGGUUUUCUCUCCUCCUGCCAAACAGGGCUCCUCACCGUCUAUUGGUCACCAACAACAUUACAAUGGCCCCUCCGCCGUAGCUUCAUCAGGGUCGUCGGCUGUCCCACGGGGUGUUUCCCCAGGCCGCCCAAGGGCCAAUUCUUUCGAGCAGGGGGACGAUGCGGUGGCCAUGCCCUCCGCUCUUGCGGAGCCGGGAGGAGCUUGGGGCCAGGUCUCGUCCAAUGAAGAUCAAUCACACAUCCCGAUUCGUACGUCCGCUACAGGCUCGCCCGUUUCUCAUUCCCCCACUCUGCACCCAUGGGCCAGUGGCGAAGCACAUGCGCCCCAAGCAGAGCAAAAGCCACCCCCUCUUCGGAUCGAGACGCAAUCUGUUGCUGCGGGUGCUCCUCCGCAACCACCUACUGUAUCGCCAAAGUAUGCAACGUAUUCUCCGUCCCCAUCAGCUGGAAGUCAUCGAGCUGUUUCCGAUACUGACAGGAGACACCCCUCUGGUCCCGCGAGUCGGAGGCAAUCCGUUGACAGCAAUGCACCGUCUGUCGAAUUACAGAGUCGGCGUGAUUUCUCGCCUUCCGUUGCCCCUCAACGUAAUCCCAGCGCCUCCAACUCCCCGAAUCCAAAUGAGUUUCGCUUUCCGCCUCGCAAGAGUAGCUUGAGUCAGAGGACAGCUUCAUGGAACCGGACACCGCGUCCUUAUGAAGAUGUCUCUCAAGCUUUCCCGCAGUCUCCAGGCUCCGAAACAUUGCAAUCUCCUAUAUCCGAUCAAGGCGGAUUCAGUACAACAAAAGCAACGACGUUUGUCCGACCGGCUGAUAUCUACAAACGAAUUGAAGCUGAGCGAGAGAGGGAAAGGCGCUCUUUGGAUUCUGGCAGACCGAGCCUGGACUCCGUUCGAAGCCGCUCCAGUGAACCUGAAAGGGUCACAAGCCCGCCACUAAGGGAACGCUUGAGCUCCGAAAGUCUUGGUCGAUCUAUCAGGGGACGCUCAAGUUUUGAUGGAACGGGCGACCUUGAGUCUAACCGUAGACUGAAGCCAAUGCUCGAUCCCGUAAAGGAGAGAAAAAGCGAAUAUGGCUUUGAAGGAUUUUCAUAUGAGGCCGCAAAAGCGGCUGAAGAGCAGUCCAAAAACCCGGUUGAUGCCUCAUCUAAAGCAGGCCAACGAGACUCGAGGCCAAUUCUUCCUGACCUUAACCGCAUCUCUGCCUUUGGAGAUUCUCUUUUCGGACCUACUCUUGCCUCUUCAGAUUUCCUCUCCGGUCCAGAAGGGCAACCUCCCGAGGCCAUUGCUGGACCUACUGUCACCGAACCUGUCCGCGAUGUGGCUAAUGAAAAGACUCUUGAGCACCAACCUUCUCUGGGAUUUCGGUCAGUGGUGAAUCAAGCUUUCGACAGGAAAGAUGACAAAUCUGUCCCGCCAACUCCGUCCUCUACGGAUCGCUCAGAUAUUCGAAGUGGUAGUGAAAGUACGACCGAGAUAAGUCCAAUCAUGAGUCGCGUUCCUGAUAUUGCUUCACUUGAUGCCCAAGCUGGGAAUGCUGCCAAAACGCAGCCGGAGAUGGGAGCUAUCACCGAAGAAAUUAAUGAGUUCGACGCGGGUUCUAGACCAACUUCUACCGCAACCGCCAUACCCGCAGAUGUCGUGAGGACACCGUCGCCUCCUCCUUCUGCUCAUUCCCGCAAGACGUCAGAGAACUUGCCGCAGGGCUUUGUGCCUGGGCAUCGGCGGGAUUUGAGUACCCCUAGCCCGGCAAAUAGUCCGGCACGGUCGCCGGCUCUCAAAUCUACCGAGACCAAUGCCGCAGAAAAGCAAGCCGAGGUCACAUCCGCCACUCCCACAGAUGCCCAAGCUGUCCAUCACCCUUCAGAACAACCAAGUGGACCUCCCACAGGACUACCUGAAGUCGCAUCUGAGACUGAAGGGCAAGACCUCUCUAUCAAUGACACGAGCAAUCCACUGGACCAAGCAGAGGUCGAGAAAGUCGCUCUAGAGCAUCGCUCUCCGGAGGCGUCUCCAACUAGAGAGCCUCGAUCACCGACUUUUAGUGUUUCUCCUCGAAGUGGAUCCGAAUCCCCAAGCAAAGGCCGGGUACGAGAUCUUGCUGGCAUGUUUGACUUGAAUGAGAGAUCGUCACGUCGUGGCUCUGCCACUUCCUUUUCCUCUCGAGGAAGUGUCACAGAGAAGGCCAAAGAUGCCACGGAUGCGAGCCGUCUAGUUCCGAAUCGACUAGAGAGUUUCCGGCCAUCUUUGCCUGGCGGGUGGGUAUCAUUUUCAACCAUGGCUGACAAUAGCCCAAGUCGACUCAGUGUGGUGACGGACGAUACUGCGGCUAAGGAGGCCGGUCAGAAAGAUGCCAUCCGAAACGAAAAUGUCCCUGAAUUCGGGCCAGCUUUGCAGGGCCCAUCAGAGGAGGGUCUUGAUUUGGUACAAACCAGCGCUGGUCAGGGCGCGCUGUCGCCUGAAAGUAGAGUACCUGAGCACGACGCCUUUGCAGCAGCUGCGGCCGCAGGUGCUGCCAUGGGUGCAUCAAUUGCCGACUCAGUCCGGCAACUGCGAGAGCGGGGUGGUUUCGACUCGACUUCCCCAUCUGACUACGAGCGGAACGAGCAUACCGACACGUCACUUGAAUCUUCAAUCCAUAGUCAUGUGGCACCUCAUUUUGAGAUUCACAGUGACGAAGAUGUGGUUGACCAAGGUUUGGACGCACAAACGAGCUCGCCGAUGCCUCAGCUUCUCACUCCCUCCAACUUGGAGUCGUCUGGCUCUCCGAGCGUUGGCCCUACGCCUCCCCCCAAGGAUACGCCGUAUCAAACAGGCCGCGCUGAAUCUGACUAUUUCCCUCCAACGCUGCCCCUGAAGCAUAAGAGUAUCAAUCCGGCUAUGCAGCCGCCAAUUCUCAACCCAACCGUUCGUCCAGAAAUAUUACCCUCUUUAAGCACAGAAACUUCUCCACAAGACCUUGAAAGCGAUCGACUCAGAAAAGAGAUUGUCAGAAGGCUUAGUCCAAUGUCCUCAUCUGAACAGGAUGCUCUUCGAGAGCUGGAAGACUCCGAGGGCGUUCCAGAUAAUGCUGAUUCCAAGUCGUUCGAUCCAGCUCGGGAAAGCACAUUCUUACCCAGCGAAUAUGAUAGCUAUUGGGAUCAUGGGGAGCGCGAUGAUGAUGAGGAUGAGGAUGAUGAAGUUACGAGUGGUAGUCGAACUCCGCCUGCACGGGCCGAGCAAAGCUUACACCCUGUCGAGCUUGAGAGCGAUCAGUUCACUCUAGCAAAGGCGUCGCAUGAGCCAGCAGCGGAGCCGGAACAACAUCGCGACGUCCCUUUGACGGAGCAGGCUGGUGCCGCAAGUACAAUGGCACAAGGCCCACCUUUGCUCAAGAAGAAGUUUUCCUGGGAAGAAGAUUCUCGCUCUCAAUCUCCUGAAUCAGUUGAGCUUCAUCCUCCAGAUUAUCCGAGCCAUGGGGAGGCUUUCGAAAUCCCUAAGCCUGUGUCAUCCGAAGAAACUCGAGACUCGCUUCAGAGUGUCUCGACUACAAUCCCUCAUGAACAACAGCUUGGCGAGGGACAAUCCUCUAAGGAUUUGCAGUACAGCAAACGGGAAUUUUCAGUUCCUAGUGGAUACAGAUCUUCCCUCCCUCCGUAUGAAGAGGCCAUGGAUGUUGCAGACGGCGUUGCACCCGAUACUGCCAGCAGUGAAGCGCCAGAACCUCUGCGCUCGUCCACUUCCACUGGCCUCCAUGACAUCGAAAUACCAGCAAGUAGACCUACCUCAACCGCACUGGAGCAUACAUCCGUGAUUCCAGCAGAGCAGGCGCCUGUAGUUGACCAGGAGAAAACUGGUCCAAUUGUAGGCGCACCUGACGACGUAGCUCAGUCAACGCAAACCACCUCACAGCAAAAGAUGCCUUCGUUUAGGGAUAUUUUGGCCCUAACCAACCCGUUUGACCGGAUACAAUCAUAUAAUAUAGCCCGAAAGCAGCUGGCGGAAUCGGAUUCAGGGUUAUCUAACUGGAUUACUUCGAUAACUGCUGCUAAUCCUGAGUACGCAGACUUGGUUUCCACAAACAGAGAAGCCAGUCAACCAGCGGGUUCUAGUACCAAGCGCUCAGUUAGUUCCAUUCAGGGUCCCACUCAUGCUAGCGGAAGCAUCAGGAUCACCAGUCAUCACAUGCAAACCAAAGGCAAGGAUCUCCUUCACUCCGCGGGCGCCUUAGGCGGGAGAGCAAAUAUCGCCGCCAAAGGUCUUUUCUCCAAAGGAAGAAAUAAGUUACGCGGCAGCAAUGCUGAGAAGGUAGAUACUUAAUUUCCCGUUUUUAUUUUUUUCUUUUCCUUUCUUUUCCUUUUUUUUGGUUCCCUCUCCGCCAUUUUGGUGCAUACCUCACUAUAUAUUUUUAAUAUUCAAAGUCAUGUCUUUUUACGCUUCUAUUGAUGUAUCCAGGGAGUCACGGCUAUAGCUGGGUGACUCGUGAGCCAAGAGGAUAAAGUGUACGAUGAAGCCCGGUCUGGUCUGUAUUAUUCAUGACGGUUGGACUGGUGCGAAAUAACGUUUUGGAGCGUUUUUGUAGUUUUUGUUUCAAAACUUGUACUUCAGAUUUCUAUUCUCAUGACUUUUUAUGUUGAUGAUUGGUGUACUUAGGAAACUCAUGCUUCUCCCUUGGCUGGUGGAGAGAAUAGUGCUUCUUGCGUGCCUAGUCAAACUCCCCUUGCGUCCCAGCGAGGC
Messenger RNA from Xylona heveae TC161, 5397 nucleotides. RefSeq lists its product as hypothetical. The transcript is spliced from 2 exons. The record is from RefSeq and is a predicted model, not a curated record. Bases 337 to 4980 code for a protein of 1547 amino acids. Lineage: Eukaryota; Fungi; Ascomycota; Xylonomycetes; Xylonales; Xylonaceae.